UCUUUCUUUCUCUUUCUUUCUCUCUCUUUGUUUUCUUUAUAUUCCCUUUUAAUUAUUUCUUUAGCUAUACAUCUUACUUGUUUACUUACACUUCCCACUUUAUAGUAAUGUGGGGUUGGUAACUUUUUUUUUUUUUUUACACUCUUUUUUUGUAUAUUCCUUUUAUUUAUUCUAACAACCACCCUAAAUAUAAACUAUUGUCAUGGCAACUAUAGAAAACAAAGUUUAUUUACCCAAGUCAACAAGUGAAGACUCUAUAGAUUCAGGCAUAUACAGUCCAUCUUCUACAGAUUCAGUCACCAAAAACACUACAUCGAGUUCAAUAUCUCUCGUCAGACAGUUGGCCGCACAAUUUCCAGAAUAUGAACGAACGCCCUUGAUGGAGCCCUUUGGGGGAGUGUGGAUGAAUCCAAAUACGGAAAUGGACAGGCCAGAUGCUGAACGAAUCAUUGAAGUUUCAAACAAUGGAAGAUUUGCUAAAUUGAAUACCUUUUUGGGUAAAGGAGCUUAUAAAGUGGUUUAUAAAGCGAUUGAUAGAGAAGAAGGAUAUGAAGUCGCUUGGAAUGUAUUACAGGUAACCAGACAAGAAGUGAAGGCACUGGGCCAUGAGAUCGAAAUCUUAAAAUCAGUUCGACAUCCAAACAUCAUCACCUUUCAUGAGGCAUGGUAUACCGACACUGAAUUCGUAUUCAUCACAGAACUAAUGACCUCUGGUACACUACGCGAGUAUAUCCGUAAACUAAAUUUACCCAACAUAAAGAUCGUCAAACGAUGGUGCAGACAAAUCCUCAAGGGUCUCGUCUAUCUGCACUCUCAUAACCCGACCAUCAUUCACCGCGACAUCAAGUGUGAUAACAUCUUCAUCAACGGCGCUCAUGGCGAGAUCAAGAUUGGUGAUAUGGGUACAGCUGAAAUGAAAAUUGACAAGAAAUACACAGUGAUCGGUACCCCUGAAUUCAUGGCACCAGAAAUGUAUGAGGAAAAAGGAUACAGUGAAAAGGUUGAUAUCUACGCCUUUGGUAUGUGUCUGCUCGAGAUGGUGACGGGCGAAUACCCUUAUAAUGAAUGUACGAAUGCAGCUCAAGUGUUCAAAAAAGUGACCCAGAAUAUUCGUCCAGAGUGCUUGUCCAGAGUGCAGGACCCCGAGGUGCUUUCGCUGAUCAAUAACUGCUUGGCUCCAGAAAAUGAGCGUAUGUCAGCUCAAGAGAUUCUGGAGCAUUCCUUUCUUGCGGUUGAGCCUGAAGUCGUACUGCUUGCCUCAGACAUGUCCAUGAAGCAGCUUACCUUGCAAGUUGUUUUCAAGGGCACCGAUAAGCUCUCGGUCAAGUUUGAGUUCAAUGCGGACACAGAUACCGCAGAAGACGUAGUUGCAGAAAUGAUUGAAGAGCAAGUAUUACCCGAGAGGUAUCAACAGUUGAUCACGGGUGAUAUCAACCGUCUGCUUCGAGACUUGACCAAACAGCAAACCGCAGAAAAAGUCGAGGAUGAUCGGACAGUCUGGCGAAGAGAAAAUGAUAUCCGAUCUGAACUUGAGCGGGCUAAGCGCGAGCUCAGAGCAGCAAGGGAUAAAAUUCUUGAUGCUGAAAAGAAGUUUGAUUCACUAGAACAGCGUACACAGUUGGCUGAAGAACGUUAUAGAGACACGAUAAAUGCCCUCGAACAAGCCAAGUUAUCCGUUCUUGAAUCUCCUACGUCCUCUUUACCAGAUACAGACUUAACCGAUCAUGAAACUGCUAAUGAAGAUAAUCUAACUACUUUCGAUUCAGCUGUUGAAUAUCCAAAUGAUACAAGUAUAGAAAGGUUUGUAUUAGAAACAGCAGCAGCUUCUAAUCGAAACAAGAACAAGGCGCUAGAAUGGGUACACAAACUCCAUGAGCAGGAUAUCAUGACCGUUGGUGACCUACGUGAUCUUCAUGAUGAGGACUGGGCUGGUAUAGGCUUAACCGUAUUUGCCCAACGUGCUCUCAAAAAUAUGCUUGCUGGUAAAAAGCAAGUAGCUCAAAGGUCAAGGGCGACCUCAAGUGGAACAAACACACCUAUUGAUGAGCAAGAUCAAUAUAUCUAAAAAGAGAGAGGAAGAAAAAAAAAGUUAUUCUCAUCUAUACAUAAAUGUAUCUGUAUUCCCCCGCUUUCUCUCUCUUUAUUGAAUGUUUUUUUAUAAUAAUAAUAUAUCAUUGAUACAUAAAAGAGUCUUUAUAAUAGAGAUCAAUCCAUAAGAAAUGCAGU
Molecule: messenger RNA, 2226 nt
Organism: Rhizopus microsporus ATCC 52813
Lineage: Eukaryota; Fungi; Mucoromycota; Mucoromycetes; Mucorales; Rhizopodaceae
Product: kinase-like protein
Exons: 3
Coding region: 203-2065 (620 amino acids)
Biological process (GO): intracellular signal transduction; protein phosphorylation
Cellular component (GO): cytoplasm
Molecular function (GO): ATP binding; protein serine/threonine kinase activity
Source: RefSeq, a predicted model, not a curated record